Messenger RNA from Eimeria necatrix, 1311 nucleotides. Its product is annotated as Liver stage antigen, related. The coding region runs from base 1 to 1311 and encodes 436 amino acids. The record is from RefSeq and is a predicted model, not a curated record. Lineage: Eukaryota; Apicomplexa; Conoidasida; Eucoccidiorida; Eimeriidae. The transcript has a single exon.
AUGGACGCGAAGGCGAAGUCGGAGGGCGAAAGUCGAAUGGCCGUCCGCCAGGAACUUCAAGAGUGGAGCCGGGCCUGGGAGAAGAGGGAAACUGGGGAAACUUUGCAUGUCCUUUGGGGGGCACUGCAGGGGCGGGUGGCUUUUGAGGUGCGGGAGAGGCUGGGCUUUCAUCUGGUGAUGCAGAUCCACUUGGAGAUGUUGAAGGAAAGGCUGGCUGUUGAGGAGGUGGUGGACUUCCACUUGGAGAUGUUGAAGGAAAGGCUGGCUGUUGAGGAGGUGGUGGAGAUCCACUUCGAGAUGUUGCAGGAGAGGCUGGCUGUUGAGGAGGUGGUGGAGAUCCACUUCGAGAUGUUGCAGGAGAGGCUGGAUACUGGGGAGGUGUUGGAGAUCCACUUCGGGAUGCUACAGGAGAGGCUGGCUGUUGAGGAGGCGUUGGAGAUCCACUUGGAGAUGUUGCAGGAGAGGCUGGAUACUGGGGAGGUGUUGGAGAUCCACUUGGAGAUGUUGAAGGAGAGGCUGGCUGUUGAGGAGGUGUUGGAGAUCCACUUCGAGAUGCUACAGGAGAGCCUGGAUACUGAGGUGUUGGAGAUCCACUUCGAGAUGCUUCAGGAGAGGCUGGAAACUGCGGAGGUGUUGGAGAUCCACUUCGAGAUGUUGAAGGAGAGGCUGGAAACUGCGGAGGUGUUGGAGAUCCACUUCGAGAUGUUGAAGGAGAGGCUGGCUGUUGCGGAGGUGUUGGAGAUCCACUUGGAGAUGUUGCAGAAGAGGCUGGCUGUUGCGGAGAAGACGGAGAUGGGACUCGGGGAGUUGGAGGUCCAGUGGGGGAUGGAGUUCGAAGCCGAGGGGAUUCAGAAAGGGGUGGAAGAUCUUCCUCCGAGGAUGAACUUGCAUGCCUGGAGGAAGCUCCACUCUGAGGCGGGAGUUGAAGGCCGGAAGCAGGCUCGGGGGAGGACGGAAACUCCGGCGAAGUUUGAGGUUCGGGCGUGGAUGAUGGGAGUUCUGGCGAAGAGCUCUCAGCUCUCCGGGGUGAAGUGCCAAGAGUUGGUGGAAAUUGAGGUAAAGAUGCGGGUUCUUGAGGAAAAGAUACAGGUUCAGGCGAAGGGGGAGGCGGCGGCGAAGAGGGAGGCUGAGGAACCGAAGGCGGAGGCUGAACUUGGGGUGGAGGAUCAGGCUGAGAGGGAGGCUCGGGGGGAGGAACCGGCGAAGCCUCUCCAGAGCCUCCGCAGGGGCCUUCUUCCCCUUCCUCUUCAGUGGCGAGGCGGCGGAAGUGCGUUCGGGGCUGGGAGGAAGACAAGUGAGAGAAGCACUUAA